This is a messenger RNA of Xyrichtys novacula (pearly razorfish), 210 nucleotides long. Lineage: Eukaryota; Metazoa; Chordata; Actinopteri; Labriformes; Labridae. The record is from the annotation of a GenBank genome assembly.
AUGGGGGACCAGCUGCAUGCUUCGCAGGUGAUCUCAUGCACGCUGCACAAGUGCGUGAAAAAGCGGCGUUUUCCGGGAGCUCUGGGACUCGGUUUGAGUCAUGGAAACAGACGGAGUAUGAGGCGAUGUUUUCAUCCUGAGGAGAUAAAGCAGCUUCGUCGGCUGAUCCCUCCUCCUCCUCCUCUUCCUCAGCCGCUGCAGAUUAUUUAG